CUGACAUAAUCAUGAUAGAAGACAAAGGUCCACGAGUGGCUGACUAUUUUGUAGUGGCAGGGCUCACUGAUACAGAUACUGCAACCCUCCUAGACCAAGAAAUAAGUCGACAUGAAACAAAGUCAACCGGUCCAAAGGCUCCAAUUACUGACAUUGCCGUGAUAAUUAAAUCAGCUGGUGAAACUGUCCCAGAGGGCUACACUUGUGUUGAAGCCACCCCUACAGCCCUUCAAGCCAACUUGAACUAUGGAAGUCUAAAGAGUCCUGAACUUUUUCUUUGCUACAAGAGAGGCCGGGACAAACCACCUCUUACUGAUAUUGGAGUUCUAUAUGAAGGGAAGGAACGCAUCAUUUCAGGUUGCGAGGUGAUUCAAGCUACUCCUUAUGGUCGCUGUGCUAACGUUAACAACAGUUCAGCUUCUUCUCAACGGAUUUUUAUCACGUAUCGAAGGGCUCCUCCCGUACGACCUCAGAAUUCAUUGGCAGUGACAGAUAUCUGUGUUAUUGUUACCAGCAAAGGAGAAACCCCGCCUCAUACGUUCUGUAAAGUUGAUAAGAAUUUAAAUUGUGGUAUGUGGGGUUCCAGUGUAUACCUUUGUUACAAGAAGUCUGUGCCAGCUUCUAACUCUUUAGCAUAUAAAGCUGGUUUAAUUUUCAGAUACCCUCAAGAGAACUAUGAAUCGUUCCCACUGUCAGAAUCUGUACCUCUCUUUUGCCUUCCUAUGGGAGCUACUAUUGAGUGCUGGGACCCUCAAACCAAAUAUCCACUACCAGUGUUCUCAACAUUUGUACUAACCUGCUCUUCUGCAGAGAAGGUUUAUGGUGCUGCUAUUCAGUUUUAUGAGCCUUAUCCCCGGGAGCUGCUAACAGAAAAACAACAAUUGCAGCUGGGUCUUCUGACGGCCGUGGAAAGGAAAGUAGUUACUUCCAAGUCCAUCAAUUCCAACAAAUGCAUCUGCCUUCUCUCACACUGGCCUUUUUUUGAAGCGUUUCGAAAAUUUCUUAUGUUCAUCUACAAGCUCUCUGUGUCUGGACCUCAUCCUCUUCCCAUUGAAAAGCACAUAUCCCAUUUUAUGCACAAUAUACCUUUCCCUUCACCACAAAGGCCAAGAAUUUUGGUGCAGCUUUCUGCCCAUGAUGCAUUAAUAUUGUCUCAGCCAGUUUCUACACCAUUGCCAUUAAGUGGAGCAAACUUUAGCACUCUACUCAUGAAUCUUGGACCGGAAAACUGUGCCACUCUGUUACUCUUUGUAUUACUAGAAGGCAAGAUCCUCCUCCAUUCUCUUAGACCAGCUGUGUUGACAGGAGUUGCUGAAGCUGUAGUAGCUAUGAUAUUUCCAUUUCAGUGGCAAUGUCCAUAUAUCCCCCUCUGUCCUUUGUCUCUGGCCACCGUACUCAGUGCACCUCUUCCAUUUAUUGUUGGAGUUGAUUCACGAUACUUUGAUCUGUACGAUCCACCACAGGAUAUUGUGUGCAUUGACUUAGACACAAACAUGGUGUACAUAUCAGAUGAUAAGAAGAACAUCAACUGGAAGCAGUUUCCUAAGAAGCCAUGCAAAAGUCUGCUCAGUACCUUAAAGAAACUGCACCCACAGCUGGCAGCAGUACACAGGAAAACUCAAGAAGGCUCUGCAGUGGAGAUGACUCCUAUUGAGGCAGAUUUCUCCUGGCAGAAGAAGAUGAUAGAACUUGAGAUGGAGAUCCAGGAAGCUUUUCUCCGUUUCAUGGCAUCUAUUUUAAAGGGUUACAGAACAUUCCUCAAGCCAAUCACGCAGGCACCUUCAAAUAAAGCAACUGCUGCUGAUUCCUUGUUUGAUCAUCAAGGAUUUUUAAAAAGCAGAGACCGUGCCUAUACAAAGUUCUACACGCAUCUCACCAAAACACAGAUAUUCAGCCGCUUUAUUGAAGAGUGCAGUUUUGUGAGUGACAAGGAUACUGGCUUGGCAUUUUUUGAUGACUGCAUAGAAAAGCUCUUUCCAGACAAAGGAACAGAAAAAGGAGAGAAGGUCGACGUAGAUUCUGUUGAAGAUGCAAGGUUGAUUGAGCUUGAUGAGUCACAAAAAAGUGAACACACUGUGUUUAUAAUGCCACCAGAACCUCCUGCUGAUGACGGACAGGAUCGAGUGCCAAAGUACAGCUAUAAAAACUUUCCACGACUAGAUUCCAAGCUCUUUGACAGGCCACAAGAACUCAAGCUGUCCUUCAGCAGACAUCCAGCUGGAAGCACCAUUUCGAAUAGUCCAGCGCUCAUGGCAAAGAGGACAAAACAGGAGAUAAAAACAGCCCAUAAAUUAGCCAAGAAAUACUACGUAAGCCCCCCACAGUGGGCUAAGUGUCUCUUCAGUCAUUGUUACAGCCUAUGGUUUAUUUGUCUGCCAGCUUACAUCAGAGUUGCACAUCCCAAGGUCAAAGCACUGCAGCAGGCUUACGAUAUUCUAAUUAAAAUGAGGAAAACUGAUGUGGAACCACUAGAUGAGGUCUGCUACAGAGUUGUGAUGCAGCUCUGUGGACUGUGGGGUCAGCCUGUUCAGGCUGUGAGAGUCCUCUUUGAAAUGAAAAAUGCUGGAAUACAACCAAAUGCCAUCACCUAUGGUUAUUACAAUAAGGCGGUUUUAGAGUCUCCUUGGCCUAGCAGUAACCGCAGUGGCAUAUUCCUGUGGACAAAGGUACGAAAUGUGGUUCGUGGCACAGCACAAUUUAGGCAGUGCUUAAAGAAGUCAACACAGAGCCCACGGGUACCUGUGACAUCAGGUGGUCAGUCAGAUCAGGGCUAUGGGUCAAAGGAUGAACUUUUAAGAGGUGAUGGGGAUAGUCUUCAUGCAACUGAAACACAAGUAGAGAAAGCUAUUUCUUCUAAAACUGAAGACCGAAUAAGAGAGGUUUGUACUGAGAAAUCUGAUGAAAAGCAACAACUGAAUAUAGAAACUCAUAGUCCAACAGAGCCACCUUCUUGGGGUAACAGUAUUGUGAAAGUUCCAUCUGGAAUUUUUGAUAGCGGUGGAAGGAAAAGCAACACUGGUUCUAGUCCACUGUUCAUAACUCAGGAUUCAGUUGAAGAUAUAGUGUUUGGUGAUGUUUCUCCUAAAAAAACAAGUGAAAAAGGACAGAAGAGGCAGAAACUCUUUUCAGAGAGAAGCUGCAGUUUCAGCAGUGAAAGCAGAGCUGGAAUGCUGCUGAAAAAAGGCAGUUUGGACUUGCAUUCUAAAGAAAUAGCAAUAAUGAUGGGAGCAGAUGCCAAGAUCCUAACAGCAGCUUUAUCGGGGGCCAAAACUUCACCCUGCCAUAUGAAUAAAUCCCACAGCUUGGAAAGUAUCGUUGACCAGCAGGUUUCUGGCGUAAGUAGCACUUGGAGUUGUGUGACUGAGAGUGAUUGGGAAUUGGAGCAUAGGUCUUCACCAGUGCUGGAAGAACCUGGGGAAAGACAAGAGCAUCUUGAGAAUGAAAGAGAUGAAAACAUGACCACAGUGGAAGACACAAACCUUGAACAGUCAGCAAAGUCUGAAAACCAGAAACUAGAAUCCAAAGAUGCAACUACUAAAAGGAAUAGCUUUUAUGGAGUGGUUAAGCCUGUUGAAAGGGAAGAUGUUGAAGUAGGCUUGGACCCUUUGUCUUUGCUGGCUACUGACAGUGUGCAACCAAGGCAUCUGGAACCUGAGGAGAAGUUGAUGUCACCAGUUGCAGCACGUAAUUUGGCAGAUGAAAUAGAAAGCUAUAUGAAUCUGAAGAAUCCAUUGAGUAGUAAGUUUCCCAGCAUGGAACUGCACAAGCCAGAUGGAGAAGCAGAAGCCUCUGGUGCACUUGGUCACUCCCAAGAAAGGAGGUCAAGCCUGCCUUUGGAUCCCAUCCUGCCGUCCCCCAAGUCUUAUGAAAAUCGGAGAAGUCCUUCUGUCUCCAGAUCCAAAACAUUCACUGGCCGACCAAAGCAACAAACUCAUCCACGAGUUCAAAAGGAGCGCUCUUCGUCUUUGACAGGAUUGGGUCGUUCUUCUCCGCAUGGCUCAUUGGGAUCUGUUGUAACAACUUUAUCCAAUCUGAAGUUAGACAGUAUACUGUCUGGACCAAAAAUGGAUGUUCUGAAAUCAGGCAUGAAGCAGGCUGCCAAUGUGGCCAGUAAGAUGUGGGGAGUUGUAACUUCAGCAUAUAGUUACUCAGAUGAUGAGGAAGAAAACAAUCGACCAGACUUUAACUUCCCUGCUGGUUUUGAAGAUAAUAUUUUAGGAGAGAAUCUGUCAUCGAGAACUGGAGUCCCAGGGCUAAUUACAAAUGAGCUAGCACAAAGCACUACUAGUCUUGGCAGUAGCAGCAGCAGUGGAGAUGCAGGAAGACAGCAUUACAGUGCGGGUGAAGUUUCACUGCCAAGAAAUAUGAAGGUUCUAGAUUCUGAGAAGUCAGAGCACAGCUCUUCACAUAAUACUAGUUUAUCCAGCAUUUUCCAGAACUAUGCAAUGGAGGUAUUGAUGUCAAGUUGCUCUCAGUGUAGAGCUUGUGGUGCUUUGGUUUAUGAUGAAGAAAUUAUGGCUGGAUGGACAGCAGAUGAUUCAAACUUAAACACUACCUGUCCUUUCUGUAAAACUAUUUUCCUACCUUUACUUAAUGUUGAAUUUAAAGAUCUACGUGGCUCUGCAAGCUUUUUCCUGAAGCAAAGUACCUCAGGAGACAGUUUACAGAGUGGUACCCUUCCAUUAACCACGGAUCCCCUGGAGCAGAAACUAUUGUCUAGUCCCGCUGUUGCUGACUUAAUCAGUUUUUCAGACCACCCACAGCCCAACCACACCAUAGCUGAAGAAACUAGCUCUGCAGCUGAGCAGAGCAAUGUGGCAGAAGAACAGAGUAACGAUCUCAGAACCGUGAUGAUAUCUGCCAAUAAUCCACCAAAAAGGGGAGUAGCCUUGACUCGGAGUCACAGUGUUGGAGGUCCACUGCAAAACAUUGAUCUUUCCCAGAGACCAUCUCAUGGCAUUUCAACAGUUAGCCUUCCAAAUAGUUUGCAAGAAGUUGCGGAUCCUUUAAUAAAAAGACCUAACCCUCUUGCUGUAUCUGUACCCUACUUGAGCCCUUUGGUACUGCGUAAGGAGCUUGAAUCACUGUUGGAAAAUGAAGGAGAGCAAGUAAUUCAUACAUCCAAAUUCAUCAAUCAACACCCCAUAAUUUUCUGGAACUUAGUUUGGUAUUUCCGACGGUUGGAUCUACCUAGCAACUUACCUGGACUCAUUCUAACAUCUGAACACUGUAAUGAUGGAGUGCAGCUUCCUUUGACAUCUCUUGCUCAAGAUAGCAAGCUAGUAUACAUCCAUCUUCUAUGGGACAAUAUCAACCUCCACCAAGAGCCAGGGGAGCCUCUGUAUAUAUCUUGGAGAAAUCUCAAUUCUUCUGACAAGAGACUCUCCACAGUGACAGAAAAUCAGCAGGCAACAAAUACUUUGUUGGAGAACAUCAAACUAAGUAUUCAACACAAUAACGUUGUUAAACCAAUCAACCUCCUACUACAGAAAGUUAAGCCAGAUGUGAAACGACAGAGGAGUUUUUACAGAGAAAUUCUUUUCCUGUCUCUAGUGUCUCUUGGGAGAGAAAACAUUGACAUUGAGGUCUUUGAUAGUGAAUACAGAAUUGCACUUAAAAAUCUACCAAAGGAUGUUCUUGAGAAGAUGCAGAAAAUAGAUGCUCCACCAAGCAGCAGGGUUGAGUGCUGUAGAAAGUGCUUUGGGGCACCUUUAAUAUAAAAGUGAGGAUACACAUUAAACUUCAGUGAGAGAAAAGCAGAGGUGAACAAACCAGGAGCAUGGCGAUAUAUACACUUUGAAUCCCAAAUGGUGAUUUGUCAAACCAAUUUCACAAAGCUACAAUAUA
Molecule: messenger RNA, 5847 nt
Organism: Apaloderma vittatum (bar-tailed trogon)
Lineage: Eukaryota; Metazoa; Chordata; Aves; Trogoniformes; Trogonidae
Gene: DENND4C
Product: DENN/MADD domain containing 4C
Exons: 31
Coding region: 12-5720 (1902 amino acids)
Biological process (GO): regulation of Rab protein signal transduction
Cellular component (GO): cytoplasmic vesicle
Molecular function (GO): protein binding
Source: RefSeq, a predicted model, not a curated record